AGGAGUUCCGCACUUUCUGUUUGAAGCAUUCUGGGAGAGAGAGAGAGAGAGAGAAAGACAGCGAUGUGUCCGACAGAGCAGCGCUUCAUCAGAGCCGACAAAUGAACUAACUUUUAACUUUACUUUGUGUAUUUUUUUUUCCAAAAUGAUGCGUUUUCUGCUGCUCUUUAGUCGCCAAGGGAAGCUACGGCUGCAGAAAUGGUUUUUGCCACUGCCUGAGCGAGAGAAGAAGAAGAUCAUACGGGACAUGACCACGAUGGUGCUGGCUCGAAAACCACGCACGUGCAACUUCCUGCACUGGCGAGAUCUGAAGAUUGUAUAUAAGAGGUAUGCCAGUCUGUAUUUCUGCUGUGGUUUGGAGGACCAGGACAAUGAACUAUUGGCUUUGGAAGUGCUGCAUCGAUAUGUUGAGCUGCUGGAUAAGUACUUUGGCAAUGUGUGUGAGCUGGACAUAAUUUUUAACUUUGAGAAGGCGUAUUUUAUCUUGGACGAGUUUCUGAUGGGGGGAGAGAUACAGGAAACAUCGAAACAGACCAUCGCUAAAUCCAUUGAGGCUUCAGACAUGCUGCAGGAGACGAUGGAAGAGUACAUGAGCAAACCGGCCUUUUAGCAUCUUCUCGAUGGAAACAGCACUCAUCAACGCAAUGAAAGGAAAAAUACAGGUCUCAAACUGUAACACUCACAAACAGAUCAUGGCUUACACAAGUGGUUGCACUUUGCCAAUAGAAGACAAGAGGAUAUGAAGAUGCUGAAAAAUGUCUGUAUGUGAAGGAAAUCUCUUGCUUUAAUACAUCGGGAGGAAGCCUUUUCUGUUUGUCUCCAGUCACAUGUCAAAUUAAAAAAAAAAAAUAGUUCUUACUUACAUUACGUACUUCUGCAGUGGUUGUUUGGUAUAUUCACGACUAUAACACUUUUUUUAACCCUGUAGAGAUCAUUUGUUACUUGAAUAGGUUGAUUUAAAGUCUUAUAGAUUUGGGAGAAUUUGUGUAAGGAACACUGCACAAGUCUAUUAGCAACAACUUACUGUUGUUUGUUAGAAGACGUUUGCACGGCUUUGCAAGAAAUUUCAUUAUACACGUUCACUUUAUCCUAGGUACUAAAUUAAUGGGUUGAAUAGCAAUAAUUCUACUAAACCUCAAACUAAUGUAAAGUGCCUACUUUGUGAUUGUCUCCUACACAUUUUUAAUGGUUAUGGUGUGUCUUAUCAAAGAAGUUAUAGAAAUUUAAAAAGGUUUGAAAAGUGAUUUUAUAUGCAGUGACUUGAUUACUUGCAAUUAUGCUCUAAGGAAUAAAUGAUGAAAUCUGUUCAAUAUUGAAAUUAAAAUGUAUUUUGAUACA
Messenger RNA from Silurus meridionalis, 1338 nucleotides. RefSeq names its product adaptor related protein complex 1 subunit sigma 3b (gene ap1s3b). Bases 146 to 610 code for a protein of 154 amino acids. Gene Ontology annotation, cellular component: membrane coat; AP-1 adaptor complex; intracellular membrane-bounded organelle. The transcript has 5 exons. Gene Ontology annotation, biological process: vesicle-mediated transport; intracellular protein transport. Lineage: Eukaryota; Metazoa; Chordata; Actinopteri; Siluriformes; Siluridae. Gene Ontology annotation, molecular function: clathrin-cargo adaptor activity. The record is from RefSeq and is a predicted model, not a curated record.